AUGGCGACGAGCAGCUUGGUGACGCUCGACGAGGCGCUCGCCUUCAUCGAUUCCUGCGACGACGAGAGUGUGGCUGAAAGUACCCGCGGAGCCGGAACUACUGACGCUCUGCUGACCUUUGAAGCCCUCGACGAGCUGCUGAAUGCCGCCUCUCCACCGAGGAAGAAGAAGCGAUACCGAGAGCGUCUUCAGGCUGAGCAGACGAAUAAACGCAUUAAAGAAGUCCGCGAUCGCCUGCAGAAGCAUCGCAAGCAAUUGUCGGGUAUUCUACGGCAAGAAGACACGCUCCAGGGAUACGAUUUCGUGAAGAAACUAUCAUCGCCGGUGCUCCAGGAUUCGUACUUCACUGUGGGUUAUACCAGCACAAUUGCAGAAGAGCGUGCGACCAGAGUAAUCUUCACGAGGAGCGAGCCGAAAUACGACGAGAAGACCCAGUCCAGAACGCUCGAGAUCGUCACGACCACACCGCUGGACAGCUCCGUGAACGCAGUAGUCGACGCGCUUUGGACUUCUCUCGCGAGCACUUACGCGAAAGGAUCGGAGCCUAAUUCGUUGCAGGGCGACCGAUCUGUCAACCUCGACCACCGGGGCUGUGCUGUUCACUUCGACAAGCUCUACUUCCUUCGCAAGUUUGAAGAAGAAGAGAGGGUCAUCUUCAUUUGGUCCUGCUUCUUCCUGUCGUCGGCCAAGCUGCAGUACCGGACUCUGGGAUACAUCGUCGUCGCUCCAGCAGAGACCAAUCCAUCGCGAGGAUGCGUCGUCCACUCUGAGCUCAACCUCCACAUGGAGUACAGAGGCGAACAGCCAGCCAAAGGCUUCGAUGAAGCUCACAACAUGGCUCUAGGAGCAUGCUGA
Messenger RNA from Phytophthora sojae, 855 nucleotides. RefSeq lists its product as hypothetical. The record is from RefSeq and is a predicted model, not a curated record. Bases 1 to 855 code for a protein of 284 amino acids. The transcript is spliced from 5 exons. NCBI's taxonomy places the organism in Eukaryota, Oomycota, Peronosporomycetes, Peronosporales, Peronosporaceae.